Messenger RNA from Malurus melanocephalus (red-backed fairy wren), 2360 nucleotides. RefSeq names its product intraflagellar transport associated protein (gene IFTAP). Gene Ontology annotation, cellular component: 9+0 non-motile cilium; cytosol. Gene Ontology annotation, molecular function: intraciliary transport particle A binding. NCBI's taxonomy places the organism in Eukaryota, Metazoa, Chordata, Aves, Passeriformes, Maluridae. The transcript has 8 exons. The coding region runs from base 233 to 922 and encodes 229 amino acids. The record is from RefSeq and is a predicted model, not a curated record. Gene Ontology annotation, biological process: acrosome reaction; spermatogenesis.
AAKUGAGUGAAUGCUGAAGCCUUUUACUUAUGUAGAACCUAAUCURCUGGUUAGCUCCUUAGUAAAGUUGCCUUACAAAUUACAGCACUAUGUCAAAUAAUAAUUUUAAUAAUGACAAUGAGGAAUAGAAGGCACUGCUUACCUCUCAAAGCACUGGAAUACACAUAAACAACUCUGAGAGUCUGAAGCAGCCUACUAAAGUAGAUACACCUAUUCAACUCUCCAGGUGUGGAUGAUCAUGGGAGAACAACUGUUAAAGGACAGCAUCCUUGAUCAGUUUGUUAAUAGCCAUGAGCAGUCAUAUGAAGAGUUUCUAAAUACAUUCACAUAUCUCUUGAAAGAGAAAGAGGAGAAGAAAAUUCAGGAAAGUGAAGUGGACUCCUUAAGUAAAACGUUUCCUACUUCUGAAUUACCAAACAGAAACAAACAGGAUGGCUCACCCAAAAGAAGGAAUGAAAUGUGGAUGUCAUUUCCACCACAGAAGCCAAAUGAGAAUGAGACAGUGAUGAGUGAGAGCUGGACAGCUGGUGUCUCUGAUGGAAAUAAUCCCAGCUUGUCUGAAAGAGUGAAGAUGGACAAGUACUUAAASUUGGAAGAUGUAGACACAGAUGAAGAGACAUGCACUGCAGGGUCAUUAGUUCUCCCAGGAGAAGUGGAAGAGACAGUGACUUKCUGUACACCCUUCUUGGAUAAGCCUACUCAGCCGAAAUUCAGAACCUUGUCAGUUCCCCAGCCAUCAGAUGGCAAAGCACAAGAGCUACUGGGAGAUGAUGUUCAACCRUUUUCAAUUGAUGAAGAAUUUGAUUAUGAUAAUGUGGCACUGACCCCUAAAUUCUCUGAAGCUGAGCUGARGGCUCUUAUAGAGUUGUCUGAAGAGAAGAAAACGGAUACAAAUAUCAAAUCAGCAGGAGCUGAAGACUGAGUCAAAGGUGCUCUGUACAGAGCUGUUGGAAUGACUUUUUUUUGGGGUGAAUAUAGCUCCUCAUURUACCCUUAUUUAUUGUUCUUGUCUGCAUGGCCAGUAAACCACGAGAUCUGUUGUUUAUUCUGCCGAGGUGCCUUGGAGCCUGUGUUGGCUCAGGAUAGGUGAGCUGGAGUGACUUCUCCAUAGGACCAAAACCAGCUGGUGGAUUUCAGAAUWGCAUCCUGGCUACUCUUGGUUAUUUCUGGUACUGACUUGGUUCCUAUGUAGUAUAAAGCUGGUCCUAAAGCUGCAUUUUAUCUUCUUCUUUCAGUAAUGCAAUUAAGAGCUUUUUUUGCAGCUGACAAAUCAGUCUAUGAAUGCGUUCCUUUAAAUGUAUAGCAUUACAUGAGUGAAUAAAUCUGGGAAUAUUUCUUUUUUUUUCUGUCUUUUGAGUUACUUCAGUUCUGUGAAAAAAAAAAGUUCCUGUUUCUAACAAACUUUUUGUGUUGAUCAAAACUGACAUGGUACAACUCCUAAAAUUAAAACAGUAACUGCUCAAAAAAAUCUAUCCCUUUCCACACAGAGGAAAAAAUAGCAAUCUCAUCCAUUAAAGAAAUUGGCAUCGGAAGGCUGUCAGAUUUUACAUUUUUUCACAGGAGAUGAUUCCAAAUACCAGCUUGUAGCUUACAUUCUGCGUCACAAAAUACAGCAAACUGGAGUUGAGUAAAGGUCAGCUAUAUGGGUGGGAGAGAAGAGCGUGCAUCUCUGGCACAAGGUAGUAUGUUGUGUUUCUCCGAGGAGUUCCGAAUCCUUUUUUUUUUUUCAGCUAACUGCAGAAGCUUUGCUGUUGAGGCUUGGUUUAACCUCACAAAGCUGUGUUGUUUUGUUGGUUGUUUUCUGGUAUAGCUGCAUUCACUAAAAUUUACUGACCAACAUUUUAUCCUUGGCCUAUCUCCAUUAUUUCUGAAGUGGGUGAUUAGCGUGGUAAAUAUGACAAGAGUGCCUGAGCAGACUGACAAGACACCAAACCAUUGAUUUGUUUAAAGGCUGUGGAUGAAUUCUCUAUGGCUGGUCGGCUACUUCAUUGUUGGCAAUUUACAAAAGCAAAGAAAGGUGUUCUGAUGUUCCAAAGGAGAUUUUCUGGAUCAGUAAUUUUGUAGACCAUAAUCAUUCUCCACUGAAAUCUAAAUAGCGUUGGUUUUGAGGAAUGKUAUUUACCUCGAUUAGGGGAUAUAAUUUAAGAGUGAGAUUUUUUUUAAAAAAAGGACUCUCACAAAAGAUAUUUAAGGAGACUGAUACAAAAUUAAAAAUAUGCUGUAUCGAAAAACUGGUUUGUACAGAAUCUUUCUGGUAGAGGUUAAUGAAAUUUUUUUUUUAACAUGUACACUCAAAAAUAUGCCUGUGCUGUAGUUAAAAUGUUUUUUUUUUUUUAAUGUAAUUGGCUGUGUAGCAGAUU